This is a messenger RNA of Ustilago hordei, 1842 nucleotides long. RefSeq names its product putative Splicing factor 3b, subunit 2. Gene Ontology annotation, biological process: mRNA splicing, via spliceosome. Lineage: Eukaryota; Fungi; Basidiomycota; Ustilaginomycetes; Ustilaginales; Ustilaginaceae. The transcript has a single exon. Bases 1 to 1842 code for a protein of 613 amino acids. Gene Ontology annotation, cellular component: U2-type spliceosomal complex; U2 snRNP; precatalytic spliceosome. The record is from RefSeq and is a predicted model, not a curated record.
AUGGCGACAAACGCUCUCGCAGGGACAUCCAGUGCCAACGCCUCCAAAGCGCCGCUUACAAAGAACGCCAAGCGAAGGCAGAAGAAGAAACAACAACAACAACAGCAGCAGCAGGCACCACAAUCAUCCACAUCCACCCCGACUUGGAACAAUGCCUCGACGACGACGACGACGACAACAACAACAACAACAACAACAAACGGCAACCAUGUCCUGAAAGAAGGAUCUUACGAUCGUCCGUCUUCAUCCUCCUCCUCCAUCAUCGACCAAGCAGCAGAAAUCCGCAUCGAUCCAGAUUCAGAAGUCUACAAAGCCUUCUCCAACGUUCUCUCCCGCUACCAACCGGAUAGGCUCUCUUCCCUACAACAGUCCUCCUCCCACACCAAAGGCGAGAUCAUCUACUCUGACGACGAGAUCGAAUGGGAACACGAUUCAGACUCAUCCUCCAGCGCUGCAGCUCAUCGGCCCACUCGACUAUCCAAACGGAAACAGAAGAAACUUGAACGGCUCACCGUUGCAGAACUCAAACAACUCGUUCGUAAACCCGAGGUGGUUGAAUGGACAGAUGUUACUUGCAACGAUCCUCGUCUACUCGUCCAUCUCAAAUGUACACGCAACUCGGUUGCCAUCCCUCCUCAUUGGGCUCAGAAAAGAGAUUACCUUCAAAACAAACGUGGGAUGGAAAAACGACAAUACCAACUGCCUUCUUAUGUCGCUGAUACUGGCAUUGCUACUGUCAAAGAUGCGCUCAAGGAAAAGGAAGCAGAACAGAGUCUCAAGCAGAAAACGAGAGAGAGGGUGCAGCCCAAGAUGGGUAAGAUGGAUAUCGAUUAUCAAAAGCUCUACGAUGCGUUUUUCAAGUUCCAAUCGCCUCCACAUCUUUCGCCUUAUGGAGAUAUCUACUAUGAAGGCAAGGAGUACGAGUGCAAGUAUAAGGAUAAGCGACCGGGACAGCUCAGUAAGCCGUUGAUCGAAGCGCUCAGUAUACCGCCACUUGCACCACCACCAUGGCUGAUUGCAAUGCAGAGAUACGGCCCUCCACCCAGUUAUCCUCAUCUGCAGAUACCUGGUUUGAAUGCACCCAUCCCAGAAGGUGCACAGUGGGGGUUCCAUCCCGGAGGAUGGGGUAGACCACCUGUCGACGAGUAUGGUAAGCCGCUCUAUGCAAAUGUCUUGGCUAAUCCAGUCGAGUUGGCCCUCGAUGCCGAAUUGGUGGACAAGGUUGAGAAACAGCAUUGGGGUCAACUCGAACCUGAACAGAGCGAUCACGAAGAGCAAGAAGAAGAGCAAGAGCAAGAGCAAGAGCAAGAGCAAGAGGAGCAACAACAAGAGCAAGAGCAGCAAGAAGCAGUCGACCAAUCCGGAUUACAAUCCGUCGCAUCAACAGUCGCAGCGGGUUUACAAACCCCAUCCUUCAUCGAACUGCGUAAAGAUGCUCGUGUCGAGGGCAACAAAGAAGCUGCACCUAGAUCGCUGUACCAAGUUCUACCUGAACGAGCAGCAAGCUCAUCAGCUAGUGGUCAGUUUAUUGCUUCAGAACGCCUCUAUGAUCUUGAGGGCGCCAAGCCGCAUUGGUAUUCGAAUGAACCUCUCCUUGGCUCCGAACGCACCUCCGAACGCGGAACUAAGAGAGCAGCCGAUGCAAUUCAAGUCUCUAUCCAUCCAGAUGAUCUACAUAAUCGCAAAGGUUUAGCCGCUAGAUACGACCAAGAGAGGAAAGCAAAGGCUCAAUCUAGAUUCGAGUAUGCCAGCCAAGACGGUGAACAGGUGGCGCAAGUUAGCCAGCAAAUCACCAGCCAGAGAAGGAGAGAGGAGGAGGCAAGGGCUGCGAGGAGGCAUUGA